Antechinus flavipes (yellow-footed antechinus) is the source of this 1942-nucleotide messenger RNA. It is a transcript of the gene TMEM238, whose product is annotated as transmembrane protein 238. The record is from RefSeq and is a predicted model, not a curated record. NCBI's taxonomy places the organism in Eukaryota, Metazoa, Chordata, Mammalia, Dasyuromorphia, Dasyuridae. The transcript is spliced from 2 exons. The coding region runs from base 441 to 953 and encodes 170 amino acids.
CCUGAGGACGCCAGGCGCUGCCUCGUGGGUGUGGGCAGCGCCCCCUCACCCAGGGCCGGCUUCUCGGGCGAGGACCCUCGGGCCCGGGGGCGGGGGACGCACUCCGUGCCUGCCCUGAGGGGGAGACCCCGUCCGGCUGGGCCCAGGGCCCCGGCGGCCCCUCAGGACCCCGGCUUCUUCCUGGGGCCGGAGCCAGAGGGAGCCCCUUGACCCCUUCGGGUCGCCCUUUCCCCUCUCUGGGAGCGGCCUGGGCUCAAGGCUCGGCUCCCCGACCUUUCCACCCUCCUCAUUCUCGGGUAGCCGGGGCCCCUCACCCCGGGGCCGGGAAGAUGGCGAGGGCUCCCGGCUCCCUCCUCCCCUAACCCCGCCCCUUGGGGCUCUCACCCCGGAACCUGUCGGACCGGUUUCCUCGGGGCUCCCCCUCUCCAGCGAGCCGGGCUAUGGCCGCCUCCUCUCCCUCCUCCCCGGGCCCCGGGCCCGCUUCGGCGGCCCCGGCCCCCGCCCCCCGGCCAUCCCCGGCCUCCUCGGGCCUGGGCCGCUGCCGGGCAGCCCUGCUGCUGGCCGUGGGCCUGGACGUGGCGGGCAUGGUGGCCCUGCUGACCGGCGUCUUCGCCCACCUCCAGGUGCAAGGGCGGGACUUCGGAGACCUGCUCAUCUACUCCGGGGCCCUCAUGGUCUUCCUCAGCCUGCUGGGCUGGAUCUUCUGGUACACGGGCAACAUCGAGAUCUCCCGCCAGGAGCUGGAGAGGGACUACGGCCGCAGGCCCGGCACCCUGGCCCGCCUGGCCCACAAGCUGUCCCGGCGCUGGUCCGCCCCGCCGGGCCCCGGGGCGGGGGCCGGGGGCCGGAGGGGGGGCCGGGGCGCCCCCAAGCAGCAGGCCCAGACGGCGCGCCGGGUACGCCUGCAGCUGACGCCCCUGGAGGCCCCGGCGGCGGGAGCGGGGACGGAGUGACCCGGGCCCAGCAGGUGUCCUGCCCAGAUCCGGAUGGAGACAGAGACUGCCGUGGCCCCAGAGGCAAAGACGAGCCCCCUGUUCCUCAGACACAGUUCCCUGUCCCUGCCCCCUCCCUUCCUCCCAUCCGCUGCCCUCUGGACAAACACUCCCCUCCUGACCGGGACUCCCACGUUUAUCUUUGGGCAAUGUUAGGAACCAGUUUAAGAACCCCGGGUGUGGGAGACCAACUUUCAGCACCAAGGAGACUUUGCCUUCCUUGGAGCCUCAAGGACCCCCCCCCCCCACUAAUUGGACCUGGAGAGAUGAAGGGCCAGAUCUCCCCCCCCCCAUUCCCUUUCCACUUCAGUCUCCUGUUGGUAUCUAGGAAUUCUGCCCCCCGGGAGCGAGGAAGCCAACCACGGCCUCCUCGCCUUCCUCCUGCCCUCGAUUGCUUGUCCCCUUCAAGGUGGCCGAGGGAGACGAUUGGCUCUCUAGUCACAUGACCUAGGCCCAGAUUCAGGCUCUGGCUUGUUCCGUGUGACUCUAGACAAAUCCCUUGUUCCUCCGGGCUCCCCACGUGUGAAAUGAGGGCAUUGUAUGUAUAGAUGCAUAUAUAACCUGUGACCCUCUCAGCUCUGAGUCUGUGGUCCGUGACCAAGAGACCGGGUACCAUGGGAGUCCGUCUCUGUGCAUCCCUGCAGUUAUCCAUCAAUCUCCAUAGUGAAGGUGGAUGCUGGGUAAGCUGAGGGGAACGCAAAGACCCAGAGAUUUGGACAUAACGGAGUUAAAACUGUUUAAAGAACAAGCGUGGGACACUGGCCCAGAUGGGAUGGAGAAUUCUCAAGCUUGAAAUGAAGGAAAACGCCGUCUAAAGAGAGCCGUGGAUGCACCGGAGCGCCCUGGAAGGACUCAAAACCGUAAGAAAGCGUGCGUCAGAGACUCAGAGCGUGUAACAAGCCGAAUGUCAAAAUGAGGCAGAGCCCUAUAAAACUCCCAGGACAAAAGUG